This is a messenger RNA of Nomascus leucogenys (northern white-cheeked gibbon), 5574 nucleotides long. RefSeq lists its product as uncharacterized. The coding region runs from base 1 to 735 and encodes 244 amino acids. Lineage: Eukaryota; Metazoa; Chordata; Mammalia; Primates; Hylobatidae. The record is from RefSeq and is a predicted model, not a curated record. The transcript has 2 exons.
AUGAACUUUCCAACGUCCAAACAAGUUUUAGAAAGAGAAAGAAUUACCACUGGAUCCGCGUCUGAGUAUUUACUCGGUACCGACGGAGGGAGGGGGGGGAGGGCGGGGGGAAGGAGCCCUGUGUGUGUCUCUCUCUCGUUCCGUCUCUCCCUCUCAGAACAAAAUGCCGACCGGAAGUGCAGCUGCAGGAAUGACUCCCUCCGCCGGCGCCAAACACUAACAACCACCCCCUCUUCCCCACUCCACUUCCGCCACCGCCGCCGCCGCCGCUGCCGCCACUUGGGCUCGCGUCCUCGGCUGCGCCGCGCCGCGCCGCGCCGCACCCGGGCCCAGCCGGGGCCAGCAGCCGGGAGGCGGCAGCUCUCCUCUACGCCCCGUCCCCUCAGGGCGGCUGUGGAUGUUGCCAGUAUUGUCGAUGCUUCAGAGCGACGUUUGCCCUGCGACACAGGCGGGCCGGCUCUCCUCUGUCUUUAUUUUCCAGGAGGCCGACAGGAGCGGGGCCCGAGUUCGGUGGUGGUCGUGAGCGUGGUGGGCACUCAAGCCCGGACGGGCUCUCAGGUCGCCGACGGCGGCGGCUGGAGGCCGCGCUGGCUGUCCCAGGUCGCCGUUAGCUUUAGGGAGCCGAUCUCCGGGCGGCCCCACAGAGGACGCCCGCGAUUCGACGGCGAUGAUGCCCGUUUUAAAUGGUGUCCCUGCAGCCGGAUGGAUGGAUGGAUCGUACACCUUGCCUUUUGAGAGCCGGGACCUUACGCCCGACUGCGUGUUAUUUCUGCGGAAUAAGAACGCAACCUUUGGAGGUGAAGACGACUCUUGGCUGGAUUGAAUUGGAAUCGUGUUUGUGACGCGUAUAUUUCUGGAAAUACGCGGUCUCCGCUGCUCUUGCUUUUUGUCGGCAGAGGUUUGGGUUCUUCUCUAAUCGUCGAGAUAAAGGCCUGUAGGCGACGCUGCGCGAGCGAGAAGCUUGCCCGCUGCGGCCCCGGCGCCCCCCUCUAGGUGUGGGUGGAGCCGAGCGCGCGGGGAGAACCGCCGGCCCCGACUCAGCCACCGGUGACUGCGGGCGACCCGCGGGCCUGCGGCCAGCUGAUUUCAAACAUCGUUUUCCUCUUUAGGUUCGGAACACUGAGGCGCUGGACAAGGCUGGAAUACAAAAUGUGAUUAUGUGUACAGUACUAUGGUUGUUGUAGUUCUUAAAUUGUAAAACAAGAAGUAACUCCAUCGUUACACAGUUCUUUAUUAAGUUUGUGUAAAUUAAAAAGGGGCUAUUUUCGGUAAAAAGUGCAGUAGGUAAGCGAAAUUUUACUCAACCGGGACGAAAUUCGUGUUAUAUGAAUUGUAUUGUGUAUUUAUGUACCAGUGCGCUAAAAGUAAGUAGGAAAACUUGCUUAGAUUAUACCUUUUGCCUCAGGCCACUCAGGGGGCCAAGAUCCUGUCAUUCCUUUUCUCUAGGCCCUGCGAAUGGCUUCCCCUCUUUAGGGGAGUGAGCCAAAGCCUUGACCGCGGCAGAAGUCCCCGUGCGCCUUUGGGGGUGGGGGCGGGCCUGCCUUGGCAUCUUUGCGAGUAGGACUCUUCCCUGAGCGUCCAUAGGGCUGGCUCCUUCACCUUCAGGAUUUUGCUCGUGUCACUCGGUGCUUCGGCGGCUGCUUUUAAACUGAAAGUUCCCUAGCCCCCUUCUCAUUUUAUCCUUUGGACAGUCCACAUAUCCGUACUUGUUUAUCUUAUCUCUCCUUCCCCAGUGCAAUGUAAGCUCUAAAAGGGCAAGAGGUUGUUUUUCUGCACUGGUGUUACGGCCCCCGCCUAGAAUGCCACACAGUAGAUGCGUAGUAUGUGGUUAAUGAAUGAAUGACGAUUAUAAGGGCCUUGAUGCUCCCCCAUUUCUGUCUUUAAUAUGUACUUAUAUGCUACGGAGAGCUUUAUAAAAGAUUUAAAAAACGUUUAUUACAGAAUUCUAUAAAAAUAUAUUGCUUCUAAACAUUGGAAAGCCCUCCACAACACCAGAAACCCACAAACGAGGGAUGAAAUUUGUUUUUAAGCUUCUGUAAAUGGGCAUGCCCGAGGACAGUGCAUCAAAUGAUCAUAUCCAUACUGAGCCAAUUAUCUUUGCUCUCCUGAGUCUCAAACUGCAUUCUUCAUCUUGUCGUCCUCUGUCUUGCAAAAUACAUUAAAAGUGAGAAUUUGGUUGGCUCAGAACAAAUCUAGCACUAUUGGAAAAGUUCAUCCAGCAAGUAUUUAUAGGGCACAAAUGGGUACCAGGCACGGUAAUUCAAAAGGUGUGUGUUUCUGAGGCUAGGAGGCCUUACAUAAAGGACCACAUAUGGCUACUUUGGUUGCUACUCAAUUAUGCUGUCAAGCAAAGCAAAUGCUAGUGAAAUUUAUUUUUAGUUUUCUUCUGAAGAAAAGGUUCAGUGAAAGCUGAGGUCAGGCUUAGUGUGGAUAUUUUAAUUCACCAUUUAGUUUGCUGUUUGCUUACACUUAGGUUAGCAUUAGAUAUACUUAAUCAUGAUUUUUGAGUACUAUAAAACAUGAGAAAUUUUAUUUCCUAGUGGCUGGAAAAAUAGGCUUUUUAAAUUAAAAUAAGUAAAUAUAUCAGUAAGCUAGAAGCUAUGCAAUAAGGCUUUGGCUAUAGUAUUACAAAUUUUCAUAUUUCACGUAUUGAAUUUUUGGACAAGAAAAGACAGUCUUGAUAGGUAUUUUAUAACCAUUAAUACAAUUAAUCAAACAUUGUUUAGUAAAUCCAAUCGUCUGUUCGUUAUUAUUUUUCCCAUUAAUCUUCAGAACAGCUUUAAGUUAAUACAGAUGGCUCAGAAUGUGUUUUUCACUCAGUUUCAAAAUACCAUUAUUUCAAUUCGCUAAUAGAAGCACAAUUAUCUUCCUGUCUGCUUUCUUAAAUGUUACUGGUAAACUAGUAAUUUUGCAUGUCCAGGUAACUGCAGCUGCUACAGUCAAUCUACUUUGGAAAGUCUUGGCAUUAUUGUGUCAUUUAAUUUAAAAUUUUUAAGUUUUUUUAGUUUCUUCCCUUUCUUAUUGAGGACUUAUUAGGCGCAAAUUAGCUUUAUGCUAGACAUCUCAUGCAUGGCAGUGAAUGAAAACACAACACUGCCUUUGAGGGUUUUAACUUGUAUAUAGUUUAUACCUUUUUUUUUCCAGGUUAUAGAAUCAAAGAAAUUGUUUCAAUUCAUAUCACAGUAUUUCUCUAUUAAAUCAAAUGGUAUUUUGCUUGCAUAAAUUUAAGUAUCCAAGUUGAGAUCUUACAUAGAAUCUAUUAAUCUAAUAUUAGUGUUUUCUUCAUUUCAUUGUCUUGGGUUUUUUUUUCUUAAUAAUUAUUUUUCCCAAUACCAUCCAUUUGUUUUGCUCUUACAUUUUUAAGUCUUUUAUGUUCCAAAUCAGGUGACUUAUAUCCUCCAUUUGUCCAUUGAGGAUAGCCCAGUAAACCCUUAUUCUAACUUUAAAUUGCCUCCUUGCUUCAAGAACUGAGUUGCAUGACUCAGUUUUCUUUGCUAGGAAUAUCCCUGGAUAGUCUCGUAUGUAUUCUUGAUCAAUGAAUUGCAGAAGAUUUGAUUAAAAAUUUUAAAUGGAUUUCAGGUAUAAACUAUCUGUAUCAAAUGUCAUCACCAGGAAUUUCUACAACUGAAAAAUUUGAAUUGUUAUUUUUAUUGAAGAAUAUUUAUCUUUAAGAUAAAUGCAAUUUGCUAUAAAAUGAUAGAAAUGAAAAAUUUUAGAAAAUCAUUUUCUACUCACUGUUUUAUGCCUGCCGGUUAUCCUUUGUUAGUGAUAAAAUUGUCUCUUAUGGGAACGAAUUUGUUAAAGGUAGAAAAAAAAAACUGGUAGUGUAUGUAUGUUUUAUAGAUUAGACACUACCAAAAUUAUUUAACAUUUAGAAUAAUUAAAUUGCUUUUAGGAUGACAAAUGACUUAAGAAACUGAUGAAGAGUUAAUUAAGGAUAUUGAUUUUUAGGGCAGAGCUACAAAAUUAUCAAAUCACUUAACACUGUAAAUAUGUUCCUGUUUCAGGUUUUCAAAGUAAAUACCUUAAUCAAAUUUGGAAAUAGUAUUUAUGGAUUUUAUUCAACAUAGAUUAUCUAUUUUGUUAAAAUUGUAGAAAUGAACAGUUCUUUUCCCAUGGAUGCCUUUUUUCAUCUUGGCCUAUUCUGAUCCUUUAAGAACAAGCUUUUUCCUUUCAUUAACACUUUUCACCUAUAAUUACGAAUUUUCUCUAAACUUGUAGAUUCUAUUAUCCAUGCCAUCUGUUUAUAAUCCUGUGACACUCCUAUAUUGUUUAUGGUUUGUUUUUUUUUUUUUUUUGAGACGAAGUCUUGCUCUGUCGCCCAGGCUGGAGUGCAGUGGUGCAAUCUCGGCUCACUGCAAGCUCCGCCUUCCGGUUCACGCCAUGCUUCUGCCUCGGCCUCCCCAGUAGCUGGGACUAUAGGCGCCCACCACCCCGCCCGGCUAAUUUUUUGUACUUUUAGUAGAGACGGGGUUUCACCGUGUUAGCCAGGAUGGUCUCCAUCUCCUCACCUCGUGAUCCCCCCGCCUCGGCCUCCCAAAGUGUUGGGAUUACAGGCGUGAGCCACUGUGCCCGGACUUAUUGUUUAUGUUUUCAUGCAUCUAUACCUUAUGUUACUAAGUCAAAGUGACCAGUUCCCCGUUAUACUACAAGUUUCACUGUGUAAUGCAUAAGAAUUACACAGAGGGAAGGGCCUCAAAAAAUGCACUUCUGAAAUAUUUUAAUGUAAAAUUAUUUAAGACCAUAAAGUUUCAUGAAAGCCUAAUCUUUCUGGAACCUACACAUACUCUGCAUAUGAACCAGAGUUAAACUAGUCAAGUAUUUUAAUACUGAACUAAUCUGGAAAAACAUCAUUUAAGAAAUUACUGUUUUUAUGAGGGAAGAAUAUAAAAUCUAUUAAAAACUUAAAACAUCUUAAAUAAGUAUGAAGAGAGGCUUAUGGUGCUCAUUUUAACAGCAUUCUUGAGUAGGUUAGCUUGUAGUCAAAGCAUCUGCUCCAGACCAGUGUUUUAAACUGUGGAUUAUAGUACCACUAUGGGUCAUGAAAUUAAUUUAUUGCAUUAUGACUAGCAUUUUUUAUUUAAAAUAUAGAAACGAAUAGACAAUAAAAGUACAUCACAGAUGGUAAGGGUAUGUGUUUUUAAGUAAACAUUUGUUCAUGUGUAUAUGUGUUAGAUUAUCUUGUAAAAUAUAUUCCUUAUUGUGGGUUACAGGCCGAAAAAAGUGUUUGUUUUUGUUUUUAAAAAUCUACAGUUCAGAUUUUCCUUAGAAAAUGGGGAAAAAAGGAAUGUUAGAUCUGACUGCCAAUGAACUAGUGAAGGAUUUUAGAGGAAGUACCAGGAUAUUUUAGAGAUCUGAUACUGGUUUCAGAAAGGUAAUCUUAAGGCAAAGGGUAGGAAAUAAAGUAUGUUGUUAGUAGAAAUGUCAAAUACGGUUAAAGUUGUGAGGAGGAAUUAUUUUCCUAGUGGACCUACAUUUGUUGUGUGUAGAUCUGUGACUAUUAUUGAUCUGUUGUGGCACAUUUUCCAAUCUAAAAUGUCCAAUACAGCACAAUAAUAAACAUGGGGCAAAAUA